Magnolia sinica is the source of this 1639-nucleotide messenger RNA. RefSeq names its product probable polygalacturonase. The record is from RefSeq and is a predicted model, not a curated record. The transcript is spliced from 6 exons. Gene Ontology annotation, molecular function: polygalacturonase activity. NCBI's taxonomy places the organism in Eukaryota, Viridiplantae, Streptophyta, Magnoliopsida, Magnoliales, Magnoliaceae. Bases 113 to 1543 code for a protein of 476 amino acids. Gene Ontology annotation, biological process: carbohydrate metabolic process.
AAAUCCUUGAAGGAUAUUGCUGGAUUCCGAAAGAAAAACGCCUCUCUCUCUCUCUCUCUCUGUUUCUAUAAAUAGUCGUCUUCUUCGAUGCUUUAACGAUAGAGCUACUGCAAUGGCGUUGCAGAGAAAUCCUACGACUCAUAUCAUUCGAAUAUCUAUCCUUGUCAUAGUUGGAUUCCUCUCUUUAAAAACAGCUGAAUGCGCUAAGGAAUGUAAAGAUGAAUCAUUCUCCUACCAGUCGACGAAAUGCAGAACUCACAGCGUCUCGCUGACGGAAUUCGGUGGAGUCGGCGACGGCGUGACGGUGAACACGAAAGCAUUUCAAGCUGCGAUCUCUCAUCUGAGCCAGUUUGUAUCGGACGGUGGAGGACAGCUCUACGUUCCGCCUGGAAAAUGGCUGACAGGCAGCUUCAAUCUCACCAGCUGUUUCACUCUCUAUCUCCAUAGAGAUGCUGUCAUUCUCGGCUCUCAGGAUGAAGCAGAUUGGCCCCUUAUCGACCCCUUGCCUUCCUACGGCAGAGGAAGAGAUGAGCCCGGCGGGAGAUACAGCAGCCUUAUCAUGGGAUCAAAUCUCACUGAUGUUGUGAUUACAGGUGACAAUGGCACGAUCGAUGGCCAAGGCGCUCUCUGGUGGGACAAGUUCCACAAUAAACAGCUGAAUUACACCCGUGGAUACCUCGUCGAGAUUAUGUUCUCCAAUGAGAUUCUUAUAUCCAAUCUCGUAUUUAACAACUCUCCUUCAUGGAAUGUCCAUCCCGUUUACAGCAGUGAUGUAAUCGUUAAAGGAAUCACAAUUCUUGCUCCACUCAUAUCUCCAAACACUGAUGGAAUCAACCCAGAUUCAUGCUCCAAUGUCCGAAUUGAGGACUGUUAUAUAGUCUCCGGCGACGACUGUGUCGCUAUAAAAAGUGGUUGGGACCAAUACGGGAUCGCCUUCGGAAUGCCCACCCAGCAUGUGAUCAUCAGACGGCUCACAUGCAUUUCCCCCACCAGCGCUGUCAUUGCUCUAGGCAGUGAGAUGUCUGGUGGGAUUCAGGACGUCCGUGCUGAAGACAUCUAUGCCAUCAAUUCAGAGUCUGGAGUGAGGAUCAAAACUGCCCCCGGACGUGGUGGAUUCGUAAAGAACAUAUACGCAAAAGGAAUGACGAUGAAUACCAUGAAGUGGGUUUUCUGGAUGACGGGUAACUACGGCCAACAUCCUGAUAAUGGCUUUGAUCCGAACGCGAUCCCUGUCGUUAAAAAUAUCAGCUACAGCAAUAUAGUUGCAGAGAAUGUGACAAUGGCCGGGAAAUUGGAGGGGAUUCCAAAGGCACCAUUUAAAGACAUAUGCAUCUCCAAUGCAAACAUGGAGGUUGUGAAAUCGAAGAAGCCGAUAUGGAACUGCACUGACAUUCAGGGAGUCUCGCAUGAUGUGAGCCCUCAGCCAUGCUCUUUGUUGCCUGAUCAGGGUUCAGAGGCGUACCCAUGCCCAUAUCCAACAGAUAGAUUACCCAUCGACGAUGUGGAAUUCAAGGAGUGUCAUUACGAUAGCAUCCAUCUAUGAUAAUUGUCUAUUUAUUAUCAGUGGCUUUGUUGUUUGAAGCCAUUUUUUUAGUAUAAAUUGGAAAUGAAGAAAGAAAAUGAAUUUGAUUGGUCAUUA